Molecule: messenger RNA, 669 nt
Organism: Nerophis lumbriciformis (worm pipefish)
Lineage: Eukaryota; Metazoa; Chordata; Actinopteri; Syngnathiformes; Syngnathidae
Source: RefSeq, a predicted model, not a curated record
AUGUCUAAAGAGGCGCUUCUUACGGAGCAAUCUAUUACAAACGACAGUACAAACAAAAGUCGACUGGGUCUCAUAGUAACCGGCUUAGUAGGAGGCUCGCUUGUUGCCCUCUACGCUGUGGCUACGCCGUUUGUUGCUCCCGCAUUGAGAAAAAUCUGCCUCCCGUUUGUCCCUGCCACCACGACGCAAGUGGAGAAUGUCCUCAAUGCACUGCGAGCCAGGUCAGGAACCCUGGUGGACAUUGGAAGUGGAGAUGGAAGAAUAGUGAUAGCUGCAGCAAGACAUGGAUUUUUGGCAUCAGGUUUUGAAUUAAAUCCCUGGCUGGUGUGGUAUUCUCGCUAUAAAGCCUGGAGAGAGGGAGUCCACCACUCGACCUCGUUCCAUAUCUCUAAUUUAUGGAAGGUUAGCUUUGCACAGUACUCCAAUGUUGUCAUUUUUGGUGUCCCUCAAAUGAUGGACCAAUUAGAGCUGAAGCUCGAAAGCGAGUUAUCAAGCUCUGCUAAGGUGGUGGCCUGCCGAUUCCCCUUCCCCAACUGGGUUCCCGAAUAUACUGCCGGGGAAGGGUGCGACACAGUGUGGGUGUACAACGGCCAAUCAUUUAAAUCACGCAUGCAGCACAGUGUGGUGAAGAAGACAACAUCAGAUCAUGGGGAACAAUACUGUAUAUGA